This is a messenger RNA of Williopsis jadinii, 3640 nucleotides long. It is a transcript of the gene TUS1, whose product is annotated as Rho family guanine nucleotide exchange factor TUS1. Gene Ontology annotation, molecular function: guanyl-nucleotide exchange factor activity. NCBI's taxonomy places the organism in Eukaryota, Fungi, Ascomycota, Saccharomycetes, Phaffomycetales, Wickerhamomycetaceae. Bases 71 to 3604 code for a protein of 1177 amino acids. The transcript has a single exon. The record is from RefSeq and is a predicted model, not a curated record.
GUCACCUCACUCUGUGCGGUCAAGUCGGUCUCAGAGUCGGUUGCACGGGCCUAGAGAGCUGCCGCCCAGGAUGCUAUCGAGUCCAGUGGUGUCAUCGCCAUACAGCUACGACGCCACGCUGGCUGGUGGGAGGAACUCUGCUGACUACAUUGAUCAGGUGCAGUCUUCGCCAGUGUCACCGUACCCACAGGGAGACUAUUUUACGAAAUUCACCUCGUCUCCCUUCACGACGCCAACCAAGGUCAAUGGGCCGAGACCUCACCCGGGCUCAUCGACAUCGCUGAGCGCUGCAUCGUCGCCCAUGUACCAACCUCCUUCGACCCACACUUCUCCAACGAAGUAUCCUCUUUCGUUGAGCGUCAAUCAGCAGCCAAUUCCUGAUCCGAACUACAUGGACUCGCCGAUCAGAGCGUUGCCAGAUAUUCCAGUUCUGACGCCAGAGGUACGACAAAGCUACGAUGCAACUCCCAUCGAAAAGAGGGCUUCGAUAUCUAUCGACUCUCCAAGUCUGGGUCGCAACUCGAUCCAGGGCCCAAGAUUGAUGCCGAACAACGGCUCAACUAGAAGCAGAAGAAGUUCUCCUUCUACGUCACCGGCUAGAAAUGGGUACUACGACCAUAGGACGAGUUGGAAAUCUGAAUACUCUGUUAACGUUAUGGAUGACGAAGAUGACCCGAACGCUUUAUUGAUGGAAGAGAUAGAUAUACCACUCAUCAAUGUGGAACACGAUAUGAGGCAGCCAAUUAUUGAGCGUCCUAGUCAAAUGGAGCUCAACUUACAGGCCAUUGACCUUCCAGAGAUCACAAUUUCACCACAUAGUACUUUAAGAAAAGAGGUGUCGAAGGACUUGCCCGAAGUUCCUGCAACGUUGACCCUACCGUCACUGCCAUUUUCAUCAAGAUCUCUAACAGUGAUCCAGUUCUCUCAGUGUAACAGCAUUUAUUUGUUAUCAGACGUGUUCCGUUGGUCAGUGAAACUAUCGCAAGAAUGGUCUGACGGGUUGCUCGUUUCAAAGGAUGAAUACAUGAAGGCUCUGAAGUUCCUCUUCAAGCACAGUGCACCAAGGAUGAACAACUAUGUGAUGGACAAUAAUAUACAGGCAAUAAUGGCCUCAUUUGAAAAGCAAAAUGCAAUCUAUGUGAACCCUCAAGGCAUCAUCCACUUUUUUGAUAAUGUGAAAGUUGCUGGGGUUUUCCCUCAACUCACAGGUUGUUACUCGAAAAGUCAUGGAACCAUGGACAAUAAGUAUCAGUGCUACUCAUCAAGGUGUUCACUCACCAUUUAUCAGCCCCCGAUCCCGAUUAUAAGUUCCGACAUCUAUUCCAAUAAAAGAUUGGGAGAAUGGGCUACACAUUGGAAUCUAACGAAAAACGACAUUGAUGACUUAGAUGAGGAUGAGGUCAAAAAGCAAAGUCACAUUUUUGAACUCAUUAGACAACAGCAAAACAUCAUCAGAUUGGGUGAAAUUCAGGUUAAAGAAUAUGGUCAAUCAUUCAAGACCGCAAAUCCUCAGCUGCUCCCUGAUGUGUCCAAGUUUUACAAUGACGCAUUCAACUCUGUUAAGCCUCUUAUCGAGCUUCACAGAAAGCACUUGUUCGAACCUUUACUUGCAAAGUUGAAUACGCAAGGCAAAUACAUCUCAGAUGUAGGUGGCAUCUUCUUGGAAUGGGCUUCUAGAGCCACCGUUCCUUAUCUGAAGUACACUGAAUCAUUGGCAUCUGUGAGAGAGCUGAUCAAGUACGAGAAGAGUCGCCAUUCAAUAUUUGCUGAGUGGUUGUACAAAAUUGAUGAGCACCCGCAAGUCGUUGCAGCUUCCUUAGAUCACAACAGAAUCUUCUUUAGUGGAUUUAUUGGUCACACACAAUUGUUAUCGUUAGCUUUGAUGAGCGUUCGGAAAAAGACUCGAACUUCAGAUGUCGACUAUACCGUUCUUGGUAAAGCCAUAGAUGAAGUUGAUAAACUCAAUCGGAAGAUUGAUGAAAUGCAGGAAUAUGCUUUACAAAGUCGUCACUUGAGAGUUCUUGCUAGCCAGCUGGUAUGGAAGAGCAAUGUAUUAGAGAGGGACCUCAAGCUCAGAGAAUCGAUGAGACGUUUGAUUAAAAGAGGGGAGGUGACCAGAAAGGACAAAUGGACCAGCUCCUUGAAUUAUCUGAUACUUCUGGACAAUUAUCUAUUGAUCACUGAGGAGCAAAAAGAUGGGCAUUACAAAAUAUGCGAGAAACCAAUACCUGUCGAGUUUCUACAAGUUGAGUCAAAGGAUUUUUCAAAUGCAGAGAUAUCUUCCAAUGAAAAUGAGAGUUUCCCUUUCAAAAUCCGCUAUACUGGUCAACACUUAUCCUUCACAUUCUGUACCGAGACCAUGGCAGGGCGUGAUGCCUGGUUUGCAGCCUAUAAUCAGGUCAAAUCGAAGAAAUCAAAAGCUUCUGACUUUGAACCUUUCAAAAUAUCUGUGCUAUCGGAUCAAUUUGCAUAUGAAGAUGGAACACAACCUCAAAAACUUCCGGUAUGUGUAUCCGGCUCAAACAUUGACCGCAUGUUGGCUGACUAUCAAAAGUCCAUCGCAAUGGAAUUCGAUGAUUCAUCUAUUUCAAGACCGAUCAUGGUUAGCGGAGUGCUUUCUGGGACUAGUUUCACAUUUGAGGGUAAGAGCUACCAUGCUCUUGGUCUCAAUUUUGGAUUGUUCAUAACAGAAGCUGGAACAAGAAGAGGGUGGAGACGGGUUUUGGAUGUGGCCAAUGUUACACAGAUUGAGAAGCUCGAUACGCUUCUUGUGGUGCUUUCCGAUAAAGGGCUUUUCUACUUCAAUUUGGUUUCUCUGUUGCUGAAUUAUUAUGGUACAAAUAUUGAUGGUAAAACUGUUGGAGAACGUUUAUCCAAACGAGAUGUGGAAUUCUUCAAAAUUGGUUCAUAUUACAACACCAAAUUACUAUUUCUCAUGAAGAAACCUAUCCAGAGUUUGGGUGGUCCAAGAUUCAAGGUCUUUACUCCAAUCUUCGACAGCUUUGGUAGCUUCCAAUAUUUCCAGCUCUACAGACGUUUUCAGCACUCAUCAGAGUGCUAUGAUUUAUCAAUUUUCAACUCAAUGUUUGUUCUUCAUGCUGUUAAGGGGUUUGAGAUCUUGUCAUUCCAAGUGAUGUACGAAUCUCAACACAUUCCAAAGUUCCUUGCAAAUAUGAAGAAACCGAAAAGCGAACUAGAAAUGAUCAAAAAGACCUUGAAAUCAGGCUCGUCCAAACCUUUACUGAUGUCAAAGGUUUUACACAAAUCUCAAUUUUAUCUUGUCUAUGACUCUUUUGCUAUUGUCAUUGAUACAAUUGGACAGCUGAUCAACGACAGUUUCAUUUUCCCUUUCAAGUUCAAGUGUAAAUCUGCUACUCUGCAGGACAAUUUUCUAAUUUGCAUCGGAGAAGACAUUGUUGAAGUCUUUGACCUGAGCUAUGACGAUGUGGUGGGGUUCCAAAAACUUGACCCUGUACAGAUUAUCAAUGGUAAAGAUAUUCACCUUAUCGACCCUAUCAAUGCCAAACUUGUCAUGGCUCACCCACAAUAUAUAGGAAGACAAUUGAUUGUAAGCCUGGAGAAACUACAAGACGAAGUUACAUAAUUAUGACAUUUAAUACAUCAUGAUCUAUAUAUAAUG